Molecule: messenger RNA, 711 nt
Organism: Ostertagia ostertagi
Lineage: Eukaryota; Metazoa; Nematoda; Chromadorea; Rhabditida; Trichostrongylidae
Source: the annotation of a GenBank genome assembly
UGUGGCAUUGAUUGCAGACGUCUGGCGUGGCAGUUCGAAUCAAACCUCUACCUGGAUAUUGCACGGUUAUUGCUUUCCUUGCUGCAUGCUUGGAAUAUUGACAAUGAUCUCGAUGCUGUUUGCAUUAAAAAACUUGGCCUCAAUAAGCCGAAGGGGCAGCUCUACUUCGGUAAUGUGUCACGACAAGGUCAACUUUCCGUUGUGCUCCCUCAACGAACUCAGCUAACAUUUGACUAUUUUUCUACUGAACUCCGCUGGCAGGCGAGCCAUUCACUAACCACAACUCAUUUACUUGCCAUAAUCUCAACGGCAAAUACGCUUAUGGGCAUGAAAAACGCAGCUGCUCAAGUCGAGAAUACACGAAGGAGUUCGCUGGCAUCGCAGGCGCAACCACAAAAGAAACUCACUGCGGAAAACAUGAUCAGUGAGCGGCAGCAACUCAAACAAGGAUGGAGUCUUCUCGCUGCUUUACAUUGCGUCCUGCUUCCUGAUCAUGUACAUCCACGAAGCAGCUACGCUGCUCCCCGCAUAGAACUUCUCGCUAGAAGAUGGCAAGACAGCUGUGUCGAGAUCCGUGAGGCUGCCCAAGCUCUUUUGAUUCGAGAACUGUCUCGGCUAGGUUCUCCAGGACGUCGACGCCUUGUUGAAUCGUGGACACCGUUCCUUCCACCGUUAUUAGAUCCAGCACUGUCGAUUUUUGGUCCGUUUUGA